Molecule: messenger RNA, 453 nt
Organism: Cryptomeria japonica (Japanese cedar)
Lineage: Eukaryota; Viridiplantae; Streptophyta; Pinopsida; Cupressales; Cupressaceae
Product: expansin-like A1
Exons: 1
Coding region: 1-453 (150 amino acids)
Cellular component (GO): plant-type cell wall; plasmodesma
Source: RefSeq, a predicted model, not a curated record
AUGACGACAAACAACCAAACGGAUUUUGUGGUUCCAAAGCAUACGUUUGCAACCUUGGCACUCCCACACAAGGGCGCUGCUCUUCAAAGAAAAGGGAUUGCCGACAUCGAAUAUGAAAGGAUCUUCUAUGUAUAUGAAGGACAUAAUCUGACUGUAAAGGUUGAUGAGAGCAGUCGUUAUCCCGACUAUUUGGCUGUGGAAUUUCUAUAUCAAGGAGGACAUACAAAUAUUGUUAACGUAGAUGUUGUGCAGGUUGGCCAUUUUGAGUGGAAGUACUUGACACGCAAAGAUGGAUCAUCAGUGUGGAGCAUAAGCAACCCUCCAAGUGGAGAUCUACAGUUCAAAUUCGUUGUAACUUCAGGGUUUGACGGAUAUAUGUUGUGGCCCGAAAAACCUGUGCUCCCUCCACACUGGAAAGCGGCUGAAAAAAGAUUAUUUGACACUGGACUUUAG